Molecule: messenger RNA, 1329 nt
Organism: Dendroctonus ponderosae (mountain pine beetle)
Lineage: Eukaryota; Metazoa; Arthropoda; Insecta; Coleoptera; Curculionidae
Exons: 3
Coding region: 1-1329 (442 amino acids)
Source: RefSeq, a predicted model, not a curated record
AUGGUUCAAAACUUACCAUUUCUUGGAGCGUUGCUGAGCGCUGAGGUUGAACUGGCUGUACACCUGUUGGCACUGGAAGAUCGAAGUGCAAUGAAGAAGAGCACGAAACCACCACCAAGCAACCUAAGCAGAGAAGAACAACAUGCCCUCAAGAAAAUACAAAGGAACACAAGCGUUGUCGUCCUGCCAGCUGAGAAAGGAAACGCUACAGUCGACAUGAACAGAGAGGAGUACGAGCAGAAAAUCCAAAACUUGUUGUACCCAGUCACUUACACAAAGCUCAAAAAAGACCCGACUGGAGCCAAGCUCAGAAACAUCAACCGCCUGAUCAAAAUAUCCUCAAUAGACGAGAACACCAUGAAGAGGAUUAUUAGACCAAGCGUCAGUGUCCCGGGAUCACCAACUUACGAUAUAGCAAAAUAUCUAUCCUCACUUCUGCAGCCACACUUGGGGUCCACAGGAACAUACAUCAAGGAUUCCGAAGAUUUCAUUAAGACGAUCCAAGACCUCAUACUGGAUCCUACGGACAUGCUGGUCAGCUUCGAUGUUGAAUCUCUAUUCACAAAGGUACCCGUGGAUGAAUCCAUAGAAUUAGUGGCGGAGCUAUUUGAAGAGAGUACAACAAAUCUGUUCAAGGCUUGUCUAAAGGGGAGCUACUUCCUAUGGAAUGGAUAUUACUACGAACAAAAGGAAGGAGUAGCCAUAGGAAGCCUACUCAGUCCGGUGGUGGCGAAUCUAUUCAUGGAGAAGUUUGAGGAAACAGCGUUGAUCACCGCUCCCCUUAAACCAACGAUCUGGUACCGAUAUGUCGAUGAUACGUUCGUGAUAUGGAGGCAUGGACGCAAAAACCUGGACAUCUUCCUCGACCAUCUACACAAGCAGCACCCAGACAUCCAAUUUACCGUGGAAGUUGAACAAAACUACCAACUGGCCUUCCUGGAUGUUUUGGUGCCUAGGCAGGGGAAUCGGUUGGACCAUAAGGUAUAUCGAAAAGCCACCCCCACAAACAGAUAUCUUCACAAGCUAUCUAACCACCAUCCGAGUCAAAAGCAGGGAAUCAUUAAAACUCUCACGGAUAGAGCCAGAAAAAUAUGUGGGCCACAAGAUCUAACUAGAGAACUACAGCACCUGGAAAAAGCAUUUCUUCAGAACGGUUAUUCCCAGUUGGACAUCAAAAGACCUGUAGGAGUGGGCCGUGCGGAAAAAAGUGAAUCCACUAUGAAAGCUUUCCUGCCUUUUGUUCCCAAGGUUACGGACAGAAUUGGGAGGUUCCUGAGGAAACACAACAUAAGAACUACAAGCCCACAACAAAGAUCCGAAAAUGUCUAG